CAAAUUCACCUGUCUUUCUCUUACUUCUGCCCUUGCAAUGUUUCGUCUUUCUCCAUCUCAUCUUCGUUCCUGCGCAACCUCACUCCAUCACAUGAAACCUGACUAGAACUUCUUUCGUCGUCCUACGCGGACGUCCCAUCCAUCCAUCAUGCCUUCCAUACGCAUUCUAGACCUCAAUGUCGAGAUCCUCGCGGACAUCUUUCAAAUCGUGAACGAUGAAUCACCACGAACCACCUCGGCCAUCGCUCAAGUCAACAAGACCUUCAACUUUGCAGUCGAACUGGUACGGUAUCGACGAGAGACUCUCAAGUGGAGCAGUGGCCUCGUGAAGUUUGUCGAUGACUUCGAUCGACCUGUAGAGCUCUUGUCACCAGAUCGGCUGCGCGGACUACGACAUCUGACCAUCUCCAAGGGCGAUUUUCCUUUUGAAGACAUCCACGAUGGCCCGGCGACGACUCACUUGAUCGAGUUGCUGGAUGCCACCUCCAACCUCAAGUCACUGACCUACAAAACCGGAAAUUACCCUCCAAGCGAUCUCAUCCGUGCGAUACAGAAGAGACAUCCACGGACCGAUCUCAAAGUCUACAUCGACGCAGAGGAAGCUUCACAAAUCUGCGAGUCCCAGUCUCUCUGUCUGGCACAAUCCCGCGUGACUGAAUUUACAAUGGAGAUCCCCAAGACCUAUCUGGGAAGGGACAAUCGCCACCAGGAGUUCGAGCACAUGAUCUCUACUGCGAAGCAUUUGAGGUCUGCCAGUCUCACUUCGUUCAACAUUCACACAUCACGGAUGAGAAAGUGGCAAGCCGGAACAGAUUCGACAUCAGGCAGGAAGCGCAACACUUCACUUCGUCAAUUUUGUCUCGAUGGUUGGCCUGUCUCGGCAGACACGCUGGAGUACUGGUCUCAGUUCAUAGACUUGUCGCGCCUAGAGACACUCUCAUGUACCCGAGGUCCUUUGCACACUUCGUAUUUCAUCAAGGCAGCCGAGAUCCUACGAAAUCUAAAAUCUGUCAGUCUCAACCUCAGCCCUUUUACAUGUUCCGACGAGACUGCCAACGCAGUGGAACAGUACAUUGGCACAUGUCCUCCUUUGACAACACUGAGUCUAUGGUCUUGGAUGGGCAAGGUCAGACUCGAAACCAUCCUCAGCCAUCAUGGUCCUACUUUGCAGGAUCUACAACUGCAUGUUCGAGAAGAGGAAAUCAUGCCGGAUGGUCAGCCGCAGCCAUUGCCGAUCGAGAAGCUCAAGGCCAUUCGCAUGUCAUGCCCCAAGCUCUCCAGGUUCACGUUUGAUGUGAAACGCGUGUCGAAGUAUCUUGCAUGGAACGAGUACAAGGAGAUUUUUGACGAGGUCAAGCUGUUCAACCUGAAUUACUUGCAAGUCUACAUGGAUUGCGGAUUGAUGUACAUGGUGAACAGAGUGCGUACGCACAAUGAUGAGGAAGACGAGGAAGACGAUCCUGAUGUUGAUGAUUAUGACGAAGACAUGGACGGUCUCGGUGAUGACGAUCCCUCGCCUGACGGAUGCGGUGGCUUGAUGGACUCGGAAAGCCUCGAGACGAUGGACCCGUCAGCAGAGUUUGACGUUUAUGAUCAUAUCUCAAGCCUCCAUCCACCUGUCUCAACCAAGAGAAUUCCACCAUUCGUCCAUCAGGUCUGGAAGCACGUGUUUGGAGAUCGGAUCACGGGUGACGGAGUAUUGGAUGUCAAGUUUGGUGAAUGGGAACGAAAAGUCGCAGUUGGAGCGUUUCGAUAUGACGGUGAACCUCAGAAGGAUUUAAGGGUUUGGUGUCAUGCAGAACCACAUCCGAGAGAUGACAAGAAAGGACAAAGUGAAGUGGUCUUGAAAUGUUGUCAAGGACUUCAUUUGGCAAAAUGCAGUACCGGUUGAGGUGUCGACCAUUGAUCAUUGAUCAUUGACCCUUGGCGUCAUGGCGAGAAGAAACAAAAACACAAGGUGUUGGUAUGAUAAGGGGACAAAGAGAAUCGGUUCCUACUUUCGGAAGAAUCCAACAAGAAUUCAAACGACUUGCGAAAAUCACAUUGGCACUGGACGGAUGGUGUUUCGGAUUUGGGGUUGGCCAACAAAAUGCAUCCUGGGGCGUCGACAAG
Molecule: messenger RNA, 2112 nt
Organism: Exophiala oligosperma
Lineage: Eukaryota; Fungi; Ascomycota; Eurotiomycetes; Chaetothyriales; Herpotrichiellaceae
Exons: 1
Coding region: 149-1891 (580 amino acids)
Source: RefSeq, a predicted model, not a curated record